This is a messenger RNA of Erpetoichthys calabaricus (reedfish), 2514 nucleotides long. RefSeq names its product P2Y purinoceptor 13-like. The record is from RefSeq and is a predicted model, not a curated record. Lineage: Eukaryota; Metazoa; Chordata; Cladistia; Polypteriformes; Polypteridae. Gene Ontology annotation, cellular component: membrane. Gene Ontology annotation, biological process: G protein-coupled receptor signaling pathway; negative regulation of adenylate cyclase activity. Gene Ontology annotation, molecular function: G protein-coupled purinergic nucleotide receptor activity.
AUUUGAAUUCGACAAAUUCUUCCAUACCCCAGAAUGUGCCUUCAACGAAAUGUUCUGCGUGACACCAGCAUAACAAAAGUCAUAUUUCCAUGCCUGUACAUGUUGCUGGCCAUUGUCUCCAUUUUCCUCAACAGUCUGAUGGCAUGGAUCUUCUUCAAAAUCCCAAGUAAAUCAACAUUUAUUAUUUACCUUAAGAAUGUGAUGGUGGCUGACGUAAUCAUGACUGUGACUAUUAUAAUUAAAGCAGUGAGCGAUGCUGAACUUGGUCAGUAUUACCUGAAAGUUUUUGUCUGCCGCUACAGUGCUGUUUUGUUCUACAUGAUGAUGUAUGUCAGCAUCAUUCUCUUGGGCCUAAUCAGCCUGGAUCGGUUUCUGAAAAUUGUGAGGCCCUUUGGAAGAUCCUUCAUCCGCAAAGCAACAUUUGGAAAAUAUCUCACCAUUAUUCUUUGGGCUUUAAUGUUCUUUAUAACAGCAUUACCCAACAUGGUUAUGACCAAUAUAACACCAACACCUUCCUUCUCAGGAAAAUGCAGCUUGUUAAAAGGGCAACUUGGCCUGCAAUGGCAUGAGGCUGUCAACUAUAUUUGCCAAAUUAUUUUCUGGACAGUUUUUGGUUUGAUGACUGUGUGUUACACAUUAAUCAGCAAGAAAGUAUAUGACUCAUAUCGAAAUAGCCAAGGCACUAAUAAGAAUGCCAUAGUGCUUGUUAAAUUACGUGUGUUUGUUGUGGUGACUGUGUUCUUCAUUUGCUUUGCCCCAUUUCAUUUUAACAGAAUACCAUACACAAUGAGCCAGACAGGAAAAGUGUCAAACUGCCGCAUGCAGAAUACCUUGUAUAUAACAAAGGAAACUACACUAUGGCUUUCUUCAACUAAUAUCUGUUUGGAUCCAAUUAUGUAUGUGCUCUUGUGUAAAUCGUUCCAGAAGAAGGUACCUGAUGCAAUACGAAAAGUGUGCAAAUGUCUUCCUUUUCAACCACCAGAGUCAUCAUUCACAGAAGAUGUUGAAGCAACAACAGUUUAAAUAUUUCAAAAUACUCAUGAAAUGUUUUAGGAUAUGGCUCACACAACUAGAUUAUUAAUUCAAUAUAACAUUUUAGCAUUGAUAUAAACGUAAUUCCUGACAUUAAAUAAGCAAAGAAAUGUCAAGUGGGUAUGUAUAUAUUUGACUUUUUAAAAGGGAAGAAGUAACCUACAAUAUCAGAACAACCUGUGAUUACUGUACUUUGAAUUAUAGAUCUUUAAGUUACAGUGUAUGAGGUGACUGAAAAAAUCCUGCAACUUCAGUGUUCAAUGUAUUUUGAAAUCUGAGAGAGUAUCAGUGAUUUACAUGUUAGAAGUAGGCCUUGUGCAGGGCUGUUUUCUGGUGAUGAUGGAAUGGCCCUUCUGUACUCAAGUAACCCUGAAUAAGUCUGUAGUAAGUGUGUUACAGAAUAUGAAGUUAACAUGGAAGAACUCUCUACAUUUGAAACUUUUUCUUCUUUGAACAAGGCUGCCGUCACAGACAAUGUCGAUGACCACUAUUAGAUGAGUGGUGACAUUCAUGCAUUCUGAUGUUGGUCAGACACACCAUAUUCCAUCCAUCCAUCCAUUUUCCAACCCGCUGAAUCCGAAAACAGGGUCACGGGGGUCCUGCUGGAGCCAAUCCCAGCCAACACAGGGCACAAGGCAGGAAACAAUCCUGGGCAGGGUGCCAACCCACCACAGGACACACACAACACACCAAGCACACACUAGGGCCAAUUUAGAAUCGCCAAUCCACCUAACCUGCAUGUCUUUGGACUGUGGGAGGAAACCGGAGCGCCCGGAGGAAACCCACGCAGACACGGGGAGAACAUUGCAAACUCCACGCAGGGAGGACCCAGGAAUCGAACCCAGGUCCCCAGAUCUCCCAACUGCGAGGCAGCAGCGCUACCCACUGCGCCACCGUGCCGCCCACACCAUAUUCUGGCAAUACAAAUGCAAUAUGCAUUCAAAAUCAUAUUAAGUCAUUUCUCAUUUAAACUUAACACUAUUUCACCACAACAGAAUUGAUUGUAAACAUAUUGGGAUAUGUCACAGAAGUUCAGGUCCAGCCAUUCCAAUGUUUUGCAGCUAUCAACAAUACUCAUGUCAAGACUUAUUCAGACUGGAUGCUAUGCUUUUGCACAUUCUCAUUUUUCUUUCUCUCUCACUCUCUCUUGAAAACUAAAAUUUGUAUUUACUUAAAUUAAAAGGGGAUUGCACUAUGAAAUUCUUAAAAAGUCUCUAUAUUUGCUGGUGUAUGUGUAAAUGUAUAUGUUGUAGGUUUGUAUUAAAAUGUACCUAUGCAUACAUUCACUGGAUUCAAUACAAUUUAUUGUGACUCUAGAUAAUGUUGCAACAGCAUUUGUGAAAAUUUCAUGAACUUGGUCCUAUGUGCACUCAUAAAGAUCAGAGCAGUUUAAUAUAGUAAUUUGUCUCUGAAAUUGUGAAACGAAUAAAGAGUCAUCACAGGAAAUCCAUUCUAGUGAAUAAAAAGAAAAAUUGUUAAACC